Messenger RNA from Annulohypoxylon maeteangense, 1284 nucleotides. Its product is annotated as PLP-dependent transferase. Gene Ontology annotation, cellular component: mitochondrion; cytoplasm. NCBI's taxonomy places the organism in Eukaryota, Fungi, Ascomycota, Sordariomycetes, Xylariales, Hypoxylaceae. Gene Ontology annotation, molecular function: pyridoxal phosphate binding; L-kynurenine:2-oxoglutarate transaminase activity. The transcript is spliced from 4 exons. Gene Ontology annotation, biological process: biosynthetic process. Bases 1 to 1284 code for a protein of 427 amino acids. The record is from RefSeq and is a predicted model, not a curated record.
AUGGCGGCGGAACUCCCAGCCAAGCUCAAGCCCGCGGCAAGGGUUGCUGGUCAAAGACAAGAUGUCUGGUCCAUCGUCAAUGAAGCCGCAGCAGCUUCACCCAAACAGCCUAUCGUAAACAUGGGUCAAGGGUUCUUUGGGUACAAUCCGCCUCCGUUCAUUAUCAAUGCCGCCAAGUCGGCUUUGGACCGGGUGGACUGCAAUCAGUAUAGUCCGACAAAAGGAAGGCCACGGCUAAAGAAGGCUAUCGCCGAUGCCUACUCGCCUUUCUGGGGUCGACAACUCAAUCCCGAAACCGAGGUGACGAUUACAACUGGAGCGAACGAGGGUAUGCUUAGUGCGUUCAUGGCUUUUAUAGAGCCUGGUGACGAGGUCAUUAUCUUCGAGCCCUUCUUCGACCAGUACAUUAGCAACAUUGAAAUGCCUGGUGGGAAGAUCGUCUAUGUCCCGUUACACCCGCCCAGUGACGGAGCUACGCGAACUUCGUCGUCUGCCGAAUGGACCAUUGAUUUUGAUGAACUUCAGAAGGCCAUCACUCCUAAGACCAAGAUGAUUGUUCUUAAUACACCCCAUAACCCUGUUGGCAAGGUUUUCUCAAAAGAAGAACUCCAGAAAAUAGGAGAUAUAUGUGUCAAGAAUGAGAUCAUCAUCCUCUCCGAUGAAGUGUAUGAUCGCUUAUACUACGUGCCAUUCACGAGGAUUGCGACUCUUUCACCCGAGAUCGAGAGAUUAACGAUAACUGUCGGCUCUGCUGGCAAAAACUUCUAUGCUACGGGUUGGCGUGUAGGGUGGCUUAUGGGACCCGCACACCUGAUCCAAUAUGUUUCUGCGGCUCACACGCGAAUCUGCUACUCUUCAGUUUCGCCGCUACAGGAGGCCUGUGCAGUGGGCUUUGAGCAAGCUGACUCCGAAGGGUUCUGGGAUGAAACUGUCCGAGAUAUGAAAGGAAAGAUGGAGCGAUUCAACGAGGUCUGGAAGGAACUAGGACUGCAUUACACGGAUCCAGAGGGCGGAUACUUCGUUCUUGUUAACAUGAGCCGGGUCAAGUUACCGGCGGACUACCCAUUCCCGCCUCACGUAGCCAGCCGGCCCCGCGACUUCAAGCUCGCUUGGUUCCUGAUCCAGGAAGUGGGCGUGGCCGCGAUCCCGCCUACAGAGUUCUACACCGACCCCAACGCGCAUCUCGCUGAGGAUUACAUUCGAUUCGCCGUAUGUAAGGAGGACGAGGUACUGGAGACAGCGAAGGAGAGGCUGAGGGGAUUAAAGCAAUAUAUACAAGACUAA